This is a messenger RNA of Labeo rohita (rohu), 4332 nucleotides long. RefSeq names its product MAGUK p55 scaffold protein 7a (gene mpp7a). Gene Ontology annotation, biological process: protein localization to adherens junction. Bases 331 to 2139 code for a protein of 602 amino acids. The transcript is spliced from 20 exons. Gene Ontology annotation, cellular component: plasma membrane; cell-cell junction. Lineage: Eukaryota; Metazoa; Chordata; Actinopteri; Cypriniformes; Cyprinidae. The record is from RefSeq and is a predicted model, not a curated record. Gene Ontology annotation, molecular function: protein binding.
UCGUUGAACGCAGAUUGUACGAGGCGUUUUGCCUGGAAAGAGAAACAGUUUGGACACGAAGACCUACUCAAAACCUGGGAUAUUUUACUUAAAAUUCUUCAAUUUUGCGUUUGGAAAGCAAAGUGGAGGCAACUUUUUAUCGGGAGUGACUGUCCAAGAAGCCCAAGGCGUCUUGACUGGACUUCCCAAACACAAUACACAGCCCGAAUUUGCCAAUGACAUAACCAAGGAUUUGCAGACUCUUCCUGGGGUCGAGUCAGCCAGCCCCAACGCUGCUGGAUUUUUGUGGUAACGUUGUGAAGUUGAAAGGAAGCAGAUUUGCCAGUCAUCAUGCCGGCCCUCUCCACCAGAACCGGCAGCGAGAUGGGUCUGUAUGAGCUGUUGUCUGUAUUGCCGUCUCAGCUGCAACCUCAUGUUGAGAGCGCAGAUGACCGCUCUUUUCUACACGCUAUGUUUGGGGAGAGGAGUCUACAUUCAUUGGUCAAGAUCCAUGAGAAGCUACAGUGUUAUGAAGACCGUGCUCCGACUCCAGUACUGGACAGCGCCGGCUCACUGGCUCAAGACUUGACGGAGGAACUUCAGGAAAGAAGUGCAAGUCAUGAGAUCAGAGAGCUUGUCAAGCUACUGUCCAAACCACAUAUAAAGAGUUUGUUGUCUGUUCACGAUACCGUGGCCAGGAAGAGUUACGAUCCAGAACUUCCUCCUCUGCCAGACGACAUUGAUGACGAAGAAGAUUCUGUCAAGAUCAUUCGACUGGUCAAGAAUAAAGAGCCUUUGGGUGCCACCAUUAAGAAGGAUGAACAAACUGGUGCAAUCAUAGUUGCGCGCAUCAUGAGGGGCGGGGCGGCAGACAGAAGUGGGCUGAUACAUGUUGGAGAUGAGCUGAAAGAGGUCAACGGUAUCCCUGUAGAUGGCAAAAAACCUGAGGAAAUUAUUCGGGUCCUGUCUCAGUCGCAAGGUGCCAUCACGUUCAAAGUAGUCCCAGGCAUCAAAGAGGAGGCACAAAGCAAAGAGCCCAAGAUGUUUGUAAAGGCGCUUUUUGACUACGAUCCAGCUGAGGAUAAGGCGAUCCCUUGCAAGGAGGCAGGCUUGGCGUUCAAGAAGGGAGAUAUCCUGCAGGUUAUGAGCCAGGACGAUGCCACCUGGUGGCAGGCCAAACUGGAGGGCGAUGGCAACCCGCGUGCAGGACUCAUCCCAUCCAAACACUUCCAGGAGAGGAGGCUUGCAGUCUUUAGACCUGUGACUGUCACAACUCUUCAGAGAACACCCAGCAAAAGAUUUUAUGAUGAGACAGUUGAAUGGGUGGAGGACAUUGAAGAGGACACUGAGUUUGCCUCCUAUUUAAGUGGACUCCACAUUGCGGGUCUACGGAGGAGUUUUCGCCUCAGCAGAAGAGAUAAGAAGACAAAUAAGUCGAUGUAUGAAUGUAAGAAAAGUGAGCAGUACGACACAGCUGACGUGCCCACUUAUGAAGAGGUGACGGUCUACCGGAGAAAACACGGAGACAGGCACAGACUUGUUGUGUUAGUCGGUCCUACUGGUGUUGGUUUGAAUGAACUCAAAAGGAAGUUGUUGAUAUCUGAUCCACAACAUUUUAGUGUCACCAUCCCACACACCUCUAGAUCAAAGCGACAUCAGGAAAGCGAUGGAGUGGAGUAUCAUUUUAUCUCCAAACACCUUUUUGAGGCAGACAUUCAGAACAACAAGUUCAUCGAACACGGAGAGUAUAAGGGAAACUACUAUGGGACGAGCCUCGACUCUGUGCGUUCAGUCCUGUCCAAGAACAAGGUGUGCCUUCUAGACGUACAGCCACAUACACUAAAGCAUCUUCGCACGGCCGAGUUUAAACCCUAUGUGGUGUUUGUGAAGCCUCCAUCCAUCGAGCGCUUGAGAGAGACCAGGAAGAACGCAAAAGUCAUCUCAGGCAAAGACGAUAAGAACUCGUCCAAACCCUUCUCGGACGAGGACUUCCAGGAGAUGAUCAGCAUGGCUCAGAUGAUGGAAAACCAGUACGGUUACCUUUUUGAAAAGGUCAUUGUGAACGACGACCUCACGAUUGCCUUCAACGAGCUCAAACAGGCGCUCAGGAAAGUGGAGACGGAAGCUCACUGGGUGCCUAUCAGCUGGACUCAUUCCUGAGUGGCGGCACAAAACAGGACAAAGGGAACAAGGCGUCAAAUUUGGGACGGGGAAAACUAAGGGAAGGACUUGAGGAACUGUGAAUGCUUUUAUUUUUGGCUGUAGAUGGUGACAGGGAAAAUAUUCUAGUUGUCUUAACAAAUCUGAAAGUGGUUUAUCUAUAUCUUGGAGACUAAAGUGGAAGCGUGUAGGUUUGUUUGUGUUCUGUCGUGGCGGAUAUAGCUGAACGGGUGUAGCUGCACUCGCAGCAAACGUCUGAUUGUUUAGAGAGCGCCGCCGCUGAGAGAGUGUUUCAGACUGCCAAUCAAGUGGUCUGGUGGUGUUGACCACUCCUUGGUGUAUUUUUAACAUUAGUUUAUAGAAACCAAAGGGAUGAUUAUUAUUUUUCUGUUCUCAAAGUACACAUUUUUGUAUUUCGGAAUUUAGCGCACUGUACUCCACUGGCCUAUUACUCUGCAGCUAGUUUAAUCGGCACAGCGUUAACCAUAUAUAUAUAUAUAUAUAUAUAUAUAUAUAUAUAUAUAUAUAUAUAUAUAUAUAUAUAUAUAUAUAUAUAUAUAUAUAUAUACAUACAUAUAGGGGGGGCAUCAUGUAAUGUUCAGUGGGCCCAAAGUGAUUGUUAUUUAAUAGAAAAUUAAUAUAUUUUGAUAUUUUUUUGGACUUUUACUUUUUUAGCCCAUUCCCUGUUGAGAUUUUUAAAUUAAAAUCAGAGCUGUGAGGAUUUUUUUAGCCUUUUAGUGCAUUCUCAUGGCUGAUCAAAGCCUCAGGGUCCCUGUAGACAGAGCUUUUAUUAGUGUACAGUGUAACCCGAUGUGUGCAAAAUCUGACUUCUUUUAUUCAGUUUUGUCUCUCUGUUUUUCUCUAUCCCCUUUUCCUUCCAUGAGGACUAGCUGAUGUUGAGGGCAGGCAUUUGGAAAGAACAUAUGAGGGGAAUAGAGGGGAUAGAUAGUCUGGGCUGAUCAAGUCUUGGAAGCCUAACAGCAGCACUUCCACAAUUGAAUCUCACUGAAACUGAUGUGAAAUGGUAACCCCAAAUGUUACGAGGCAUUUCAGACAGGAUUAGUUCACCCAAAAAUGAAAAUUCUGUCAUAAUUCAGUUCUAUUGUGUAACUCAGAGGACUCUGAAUAUAGAACAUGAGUCAUUUGAACUUAAAUGGUACUUUAUUAUUCUUGGUGCUCAACAGUCCCCAUUCAACUUAAGUUGCGUAACUUGUACAUAGGAAGAUAGAAUGUCAUACCGAUUUUUUUUAACACUGGUGAUGCUCUGAAAUUUCUGCAACCCAAGAUAUUUGGCUGAAAUGGGGAAAAAGUCAUUUCCAGCCUAAAUAGUUUUGAUAGAAAUGAUGACAUUUAAUUAGCGCUUCUCAGACGAUGCAAUUUGACCGUUUAUUUUGUGCACAUAAUGUGGGAAAAGUACAACAGAAUAAACAUGUCAGCAGUUUGGAUGCAUUUCAGUGUGAGAAAAAGUAAAGCUAAAGUAGCAGAAUGUAAAAUUUGUUUGAAAUAUCAAGAGCUCAUUGCCUAAGACUAUGACUGUUUUAAUUAGCAUCUGAGAACAUUACACCUCCAAAUUUAAUUACCCAAAGUUUAUUUUCAGUUUUCGGCUAAAUGACAAAUUUAAUUUUGUUUUUUGGUGUUAUUGUUAAAAUCAUUUUGAUGCAUCACUAGUAACAUGAGGGUGCGUAAAUGUUGAUAGAAUCUUGAUUUAUUGGGUGAAAUAAGUAAGGUCUUUUCAGACAUUAAAGGGAUAAAAUAUUUCACUAAAUACAUGCAUGUUUUUGUUAUCAUUUUGUUCUUUUAUCACAAUCAAGCAGUGUCAAUCUCUCUCUUUGUACUGUUUAAUUUAGUCAUACAGUCCACAUAAAUACAAUCAAAAUCAAGGUGCACUGACCUUUGACAUUUGUCCUUGCCUUGUUUUUCAUUUAUGCCUGUCUUUUUAUAUCUAUACAAACCAGAUUCUAAACUCUUCUCAAGCUUCAAAGUCUUAAAUGAAAUAUGCAAAGUGAAUAUCAAAUCCUGUAUUUUAAUAACAUACCUCUACUGUAUACCCAUUGUCUUUUCUCUGCCAAGUGAAAGCCUCAUCUGAACAAGUUCAUGUACCUGUUUUAUUCUGUUGAUGCUUAUGAGUUUACAACCUGUGCUGUUAUAAAUCAUCUCCUCCUCCAAAUGGACAUUAAAUAUGUCAAUCAGUUA